AUGCCAGUACCUGAGAGCAAGAGACCGCCAGGGCUCUGCGGCCAGGAAAGCACCUCCUCCACCCUUUCCAAAAAUGCCCCGGAAGUGCCUCCGCCCUCAGUAAAGAUGGCUGUAGUACUUUGCAUGAGGGAGGCGGGGCCGCGCCUGCGCAACAAGUUCGGCGGGGAAGAUGGCGGAUGACAAGGAUUCUCUGCCUAAGCUUAAGGACCUGGCAUUUCUCAAGAACCAGUUGGAACGCCUGCAGCAGCGUGUGGAAGACGAAGUCAACAGUGGUGUGGGCCAGGAUGGCUCGCUCUUGUCCUCCCCAUUCCUCAAGGGCUUCUUAGCCGGCUAUGUGGUGGCCAAACUGAGGGCAUCAGCAGUAUUGGGCUUUGCUGUGGGUACCUGCACUGGCAUCUACGCAGCUCAGGCAUAUGCUGUGCCCAAUGUGGAGAAGACGUUGAGGGACUAUCUUCGGUCAUUGCGCAAGGGGCCCGACUAGCUCUGGAUCCCAUGGGGGAGGAAGGAUGAGCAUCUUGGGCCUGCAGGUAGAGGCCUUUCAACCACAGACACCAUAUCUGGCUUCCCCAGCUAUCACCCUUUUGCUAUCUUCAACUUUUCCACAGUCUUCAUCCUUGCUCUCCUUCUUGCAAAAGGUGAACAGUGGCUUAUCAGCCAAUAAUCUGGACGCCCCUCCUUAACCCCAUGGGACUGGCCCCAAGACUGUGGCUUUUAGGGCCACCGGCCCCUUCCUAUUCCAGCCCUGAGUGUGGAGUUUGCAGCUGACUCUGAUUUUCAGUAUUCUCUCUAGCAAUGUACCACGGCUCUUCCCUCCUGCGAGCCGGCUCCAUA
This is a messenger RNA of Felis catus (domestic cat), 831 nucleotides long. Its product is annotated as solute carrier family 35 member A4. The record is from RefSeq and is a predicted model, not a curated record. The transcript is spliced from 3 exons. Lineage: Eukaryota; Metazoa; Chordata; Mammalia; Carnivora; Felidae. The coding region runs from base 170 to 481 and encodes 103 amino acids.